AUGGUUGCUGUGGCCACCUCACUCUGCUUUGGCCUCGUGCCUGAGGAGCAGACCUUUGCCCAGAGAUCAUGUCCCGUGGUCUGGAGACUCCCCUCACAAUCUCAUCACAUUCAGCUUCCCCUCACAUGUCACACAAACAGUGAUCUUGUCAGCAGGAGCUGGCCACGUCACACCCUUCCUCUCCUGUGGUCCUCCUGCUUUGUCCCACCAUGUGAGGGGCUUCUGGCUUUUGCUGUGUGUAUCUGGCAUACCAGACCCUUCCUCCUGGUGAGCUUGGAGGCCCUGUGUGCUCAGGCUCCAGCAGCAGCACUGUUCCCAGGAGCACCAGGAGGAGGUAGAGGGAGAGGGAAAAGGCGUUCGCCUGGAGCAGGGUCAUUUGCCAUGGAGGAGAAAGUCACAACAGACCUCUCUCUGAGCUACACGACUUCUAGAUAUGUGGACUACAGAGAAAGUAUCGAAUACAAAUGCUCAAGACUACCUUACGGACUGCUGGUCUUUGCAGGUGUCUGUAUGGGAAUUUCUCUCUGCGGACUUGUGGGGAAUGGGAUAGUCAUGUGGUUCCUGGGCUUCCACAUGAAGCAGAGCCCUUUCAUUGUCUACAUCCUAAAUCUAGCUGUUGCUGACUUCUCUUUGCAUCUCCUCUUUUUUCUGCUCAUGUUGGCAAUUUUGAGCUUAACAGAAAAUUGUUCUUAUUUGUAUGAUUUUAUUUCUUUGUACAGAGAUUUUGUAUUUGUAGUUGAAUUUCUGUGCCAAUUCUUUGACCUUAGCAGCCUGGGUCUCCUGACAGCAAUCAGCGUGGAGCGGUGUAUCUCAGUCUUCUUCCCAACCUGGUACCGCUACCACCACCCAGAGCGCUUGUCAGGUAUUGUAAGUGGGGUGCUCUGGGCUAUCACUGGAUUUUUUGUUUUCUCAAUGUAUCUUAGCUUUAACUUUUCCGAAAGCUACGAGACAGUAUUUGCAGGCGUAGCCAUGGCAAUUUUCAUGCUUUUGUCUUUAGCAAUGCUGAUUUUCAACCUGUCCGUGUUCAUCAAACUGCGAUGUGGUUCACAGAGACGACAUUCAGGGAAACUCUAUGUCACUGUUCUGCUAGGUGUGAUUGUCUUCUUUGCCUUUGGUAUUCCUUUCAGUGCAGAGGUUUUCCUCUAUCUUCCAAGUUCGCAUGUAUUAUUUCCUGACGAUACAUCUUCUCUGCUGGCGUUGCUAAACUGUAGCAUCAAUCCAAUCAUUUACUUUCUGGUGGGGAGCUGCUGGCAGUGCUGGUUCCAAGGCUCCAUGAAAGCUGCCUUUCGCCAGGUGUUUGAGGAGGAGACCCACAUGCCUGAGGACACUAUGGUGGAGACCACUGUGUGAGGCACUGCUGGUGAGGAGACCUGGAGAUGUGGAGCCUUGCAGGCAGCCUGGGGGAUGGAGAUCCCCAUGCACUUGCUGCCUGCCUGCUGCAAUGGGAUCAAUGCUGCAGCUCUUCUUUGCGGGGGCACGUAGCACAGCCCCAGCGCAGCACUGCUCAGCAGGGCUCCGUCUCUGUGCAUGACAAAGGAUUUGCAGUUGGGUGAGUCACACAGGGGCUGGUCCUGCUCCCACUGGAAUCACUGGGGAAAGUCUUAUUCACCUGCCAGCACAGCUGUGAAACUUCGGGCUAACAGCUGGAAUUAGCUGUUCUAAAAUAAACUUGGCUUUUCUGUCCUCUUUCAGCACACACUGACUUGAAGCUUCUUCCUGUGUCUUAAAUCAAUUAUUUAUCUGA
Falco peregrinus (peregrine falcon) is the source of this 1744-nucleotide messenger RNA. Its product is annotated as mas-related G-protein coupled receptor member D-like. The record is from RefSeq and is a predicted model, not a curated record. Gene Ontology annotation, molecular function: G protein-coupled receptor activity. Lineage: Eukaryota; Metazoa; Chordata; Aves; Falconiformes; Falconidae. Gene Ontology annotation, cellular component: membrane. Gene Ontology annotation, biological process: G protein-coupled receptor signaling pathway. The coding region runs from base 1 to 1350 and encodes 449 amino acids. The transcript has 2 exons.